Molecule: messenger RNA, 1865 nt
Organism: Opisthocomus hoazin
Lineage: Eukaryota; Metazoa; Chordata; Aves; Opisthocomiformes; Opisthocomidae
Source: RefSeq, a predicted model, not a curated record
AUGAAGAAGCGCUAUGUGGUGGCUGGAGUCCUGAUUGUAGCCCUACUGGGGCUCAUCCUGUUCCUCGGACUCUUCUUUGGGCGGCGUGCUGAGGCAGGGGAGAUGCACACUUACAAGAGGGCAGCAGUGGCUACGGAUGCGGGCCAGUGCUCAAUAAUUGGAAGGGACAUCCUUCAGCAAGGUGGAUCAGCAGUGGAUGCUGCGAUUGCAGCUCUGCUUUGUGUAGGACUCAUGAAUGCUCACAGCAUGGGCAUUGGAGGGGGCCUCUUCUUUACCAUCUACAGCAGCACAGGAAAAGUGGAAAUCAUUAACGCAAGAGAGGUGGCUCCAAAAAGAGCAUCGGAGGACAUGUUUGGGAACAACACACAGCUCUCUCUGAAAGGAGGAUUGUCCAUCGCUGUUCCAGGAGAAAUCCGUGGGUAUGAACUAGCUCACAAGCGUCACGGCAAACUGGCAUGGAAGGACCUGUUUCUGCCCAGCAUCAAGUUGGCAAGGGAAGGAUUCCCUGUUGGGAAAGGCCUUGCAGCAGCCAUCAAAUCAAGAGAGGAGUCAAUUGAAAGCAAUCCCUCACUAUGCGAAGUGUUCUGCAGAGGAGGCAAAAUUCUGCAUGAGGGCGAUAUCAUCAAGAUGCCUAAACUAGCCAACACAUACGAGACUAUAGCCAGUGAAGGAGCAGAUGCCUUUUACACAGGAAGCCUGGCAAAACAGAUCAUCGAUGACAUCCACAGUGUAGGGGGCAUUGUCACAUUGGAUGACCUGCGGGACUACAACGCGACAGUGAUCGAAGACCCCAUACAGGUCACACUUGGGGAUUUUACCCUCUACACACCUAGUGCCCCCCUUAGCGGCCCAGUGCUCGCCCUCAUUUUCAACAUACUGAAAGGAUAUAACUUCUCUGCUGACAGUAUCAAAACCGUGGAGAAGAAAGGUCUGACUUACCACCGCAUUGUGGAGGCCUUUCGCUUUGCCUACGCCAAGAGGACUUUACUGGGAGAUCCCAAAUUUGUCAACAUUACAGAGGCGAUCAGAAACAUGACAUCUGAGUUCUUUGCGGAUAGUCUCCGGAGGAAAAUCACAGACAACACCUCCCAUCCAGUUGACUACUAUGAGCCAGUAUAUUACACUGGAGAUAAUGCCGGUACAUCCCACCUCUCCGUUGUGGCUGAUGAUGGCAGUGCUGUGUCCGCCACCAGCACCAUCAACCAAUACUUUGGCUCUGAUGUACGAUCCAACGUCAGUGGAAUCAUAUUUAAUGACGAGAUGGAUGACUUCAGCUCACCUUACAUAAUCAAUGGAUUUGGGAUCCCUCCUUCCCCAGCAAAUUUCAUAGCACCAGGUAAACAGCCGAUGUCCUCUAUGUGCCCCUCUAUCUUGGUGGAUAAAAUGAAAAAGGUCAAGAUGGUGGUUGGUGCUUCCGGAGGAACGAAAAUAACUACAGCAACAGCACUGACGAUCAUCAAUUCCAUCUGGUUUGGUUAUGAUGUGAAGAAAGCAGUGGAAGAGCCCAGAUUUCAUGAUCAGCUGUUCCCCAAUAUCACGGAGCUUGAGCAGCAAAUAGAGGAGGGCAUAGAAGAACAACUAAAGAAGAGAAAACACGAUACUACGUGGGUGAGCGGUGGUGCGGUUGUGCAGGCCAUUCUCAGAACAGAUGAAGGAUGGGCCGCAGCCUCUGAUUCCCGGAAAGGUGGCUUCCCUGCGGGCUACUGAUGUGACUUGGCUCCUUUUUUCAGUGGUCCAGUGACACUGAGAGCCGGGACAGUUCUCUACAGCCAUGACCGAAGUGCCUCAUGCCACAGCAGUUUGCUAAGACAGGCACGUCUCCCAGGAUGUGCAGUACUUACUUGAAGAGUCUGUUCUGCCUUGAA